Messenger RNA from Nelumbo nucifera (sacred lotus), 3029 nucleotides. Its product is annotated as U-box domain-containing protein 3-like. Lineage: Eukaryota; Viridiplantae; Streptophyta; Magnoliopsida; Proteales; Nelumbonaceae. Gene Ontology annotation, biological process: protein ubiquitination. Gene Ontology annotation, molecular function: ubiquitin-protein transferase activity; protein binding. The record is from RefSeq and is a predicted model, not a curated record.
UGCAACUCUCUCUCUCUCUCUCUCGUGGAGGUCUGUAAGGACCAAAGAAAGUAAGGCAUAAGAGGAAGAAGAUCGGGGUAAGGUUUCAGAAAGAAGCAAAGUAAUAGUACACUGGUUUUGACUUGCAGAGUAUUGAGUUUGGUGUUUUCUGAUUACGCCUCCAUCCACAAGUUUGAAGCACAAUAACAGAGGUAUCAUGGACACAAGAUCCAUAAGAUGUCUGGUUAACAGCAUUUCUCGGUUCAUUCAUCUGGUAGCCUGCCAGACAGUCAAAUCUGUGCCUAUGCAGAAGGAUUACAAGUAUAUGGUGGCUUUAUUGAAACUUAUGAAGCCUGUGCUUGAUGAUGUCGUUGACUAUAAAGUGCCAAUGAAUGAGUUUCUACUUAAAGAAUGUGAGGAAAUGGACAUAGCUGUUAACGAGGCUAGAGAAUUCAUGGAGAAGUUGUCUCCAAAGAUGAGUAAGAUAUGCAGUGUUCUAGAGAGUGAGCUACUGGCAACAAAAAUCCGGGGAUCUUCAGUGGAGAUUUGCCACAUAUUGUGUACAUUGCCACAGUCAUCUCAAUACACUUCCCUUUUAGCUCAUGUUCAGCAAUGUCUGCGGGAGAUACAGUGUUUGGAGCAGGAGAAAAUAUCAGAACUCAUAGAAGAGGCUAUGAUAGAUCAAAGGGACAAUGUCAUCCCUUGCACUGAGAAUCUUAUAAGAAUUGCUGAGAUACUUGGUUUUACAUCAAAUCAUGAGUUGUUGGAAGAGAGUAUAGCCCUGGAAAAGGAGAGAGUGAAGGCCCAAUUCAAGAAAAAGGAUGAGUUAGACCAUAUCGAUGAGUUAGACCAUAUCGAUCAGAUUGUAUAUCUUGUUGCUCAUAUUCGUGAUAGCAUGGUCAAACUUGAGCCUUUCGCAGCAAUAAAUGGUGUAGCCGUGCCUCCAUAUUUUCGCUGCCCUCUGUCAUUAGGACUGAUGUUGGACCCUGUGAUUGUGGCAUCUGGUCAGACCUACGAGAGGGCUUUCAUCCAGAAGUGGCUUGAUCAUGGGCUGAUUAUAUGCCCCCAAACCCGUCAAACUCUUAGACAUACAAAUGUCAUUCCAAAUUACACUGUCAAGGCUUUGAUUGAAAAUUGGUGUGACAAUAACAACAUACGGAUUUUCAAUAAUGUUGACUGCAACAAUAUCUCAAGCCCAUCCUUGUCUGAUCAUGCAUCCCAUCAAGAUUUCAUCCGCACUGAUAGUUUCCGUAGUUCUCUUAACAGUAGCAUUUCUACUUCAAGGUCCUCUCUUGGAGUCGGAAAUGGAUCUGAGAUUCAAAGGCUUGAGGUCUUUUCAGGUUUGGGUGAGGACAGCAAUGGAAGUUGCAGCAAGUUAACUCCAAAAUGUGACCAACUAUCCCCAGAACAAUCAUAUAAUCACAGCCGGACUGAAUCUGUGUCAAGUGCCAUUUCUAGCAUAGAAUAUAUGCCCACAGCUUUGACUACUGGUCUUUCUGAAUUAUCAAGGGUAUCAAGUAAGCAUGGGGAUGCAACUGAGUUGUCUGGAGAAAUCACAUCCAAAUGCAUGUUUUCUUCUCCUUCAAAUAGAAGUUCAGGGUUUUCCCCAUGGUUGUCAGGGAAACAAUUCUACAGUUCCAAAACUAGGGCGGAAGGGGCUGAAAAUGGAUGCAUUGGCCAUUGCCGUACUCCUUCUCUUCCAUUUUCAGAUUCUAGUUUGGAUGAGUUGACCACUUCAUCUCAUGUGGAGAAACUGGUUGAGGAUCUAAAGAGUCACUGCAACGAAGUGCAAACAGCAGCUGCAGCAGAGCUGCGGCUUCUUGCAAAGCAUAAUAUGGAGAACCGUAUCAUUAUUGCCCAGUGUGGGGCUAUUGCCCCAUUGAUUUCAUUGCUCUAUUCAUCAGUAAAGCUGUCCCAAGAGCAUUCCGUUACAACCCUAUUGAACCUAUCAAUCAAUGAAGACAACAAGGCCAUGAUUGCAGAAGCAGGAGCAAUAGAACCACUCAUACAUGUCCUCAAGUCAGGAAAUUCAUGUGCAAAAGAGAAUGCUGCUGCAACUUUGUUCAGCCUCUCUACCUUGGAAGGGUACAAGAUAAAGAUUGGCCGUUCUGGUGCAGUAAAGGCCUUGGUUGACCUUCUGGGAUCUGGGACCAUCCGAGGGAAGAAAGAUGCUGUUACUGCCUUGUUCAAUUUAUCAAUCUGUCAUGAGAACAAGGCAAGAAUAGUGCAAGCUGGAGCAGUUAAAUAUCUUGUUGAGUUGAUGGAUCCAGCCACCAAAAUGCUUGACAAGGCUGUUGCUCUUCUUGCAAACCUAUCUACAAUUCCAGAGGGGUGCUCAGCAAUAACUCGCAACGGUGGUAUCCCACCAUUAGUUGAGGUUGUUGAAACAGGGUCCCAAAGAGGAAAAGAAAAUGCCGCUUCCAUCCUGUUGCAGCUAUGCAUUAAUUGUCAUAAAUUCUGCAGCCUGGUCCUGGAGGAAGGAGCUGUACCACCUCUUGUUGCAUUAUCUCAGUCUGGUACACCAAGAGCUAAAGAGAAGGCGCAACAACUUCUCAGUCAUUUCCGGAACCAGAGAGGAGGGACUAUGAGGAAGGCAAAAUCAUGAUCCAAAGAUAGGAAUUUUGUUAUUCCCAUCCAAAUUUUGGUCUUCACGGGCUUGGCGUUUUCUUGCAACGGCAUGAUCAUCACCAGCCGCUUGUUUGAUUCUCCCAUAAGAUGUUCUAACUCCACAUUGUCUCAAAGCGAUGGAUCUGAAAUAUUCUUUUCUAUUUAUAUGCAGUAGAUGAAAUUUACACAAUUAUACAACAAUGGUCGUGAUGGAUAAGAAUUGCAGAUUUUAGUCAAGAUUUGUCGAGGAAGUAGAUGGUUUAUCGUGAACAGAAGUAACCUUGAUUUGUGAUAUAGUAACUCAAACUUCAAUGUGGUUGUAUUUCAGAAAUGUGUAUAUGAUGUAAUUCCGUUUGUCGUAUGUUGUAUAGCCAUGGUAUAUAGGCAUUCCUAUUCUGUUCACCACUGCAAGAAAUUUUAUGAUUUCUGGAUUGUGUUGCUUA